Pangasianodon hypophthalmus (striped catfish) is the source of this 1403-nucleotide messenger RNA. It is a transcript of the gene rab34b, whose product is annotated as RAB34, member RAS oncogene family b. Bases 225 to 986 code for a protein of 253 amino acids. Gene Ontology annotation, biological process: phagosome-lysosome fusion; endocytosis. The transcript has 11 exons. Gene Ontology annotation, molecular function: GTPase activity; GTP binding. NCBI's taxonomy places the organism in Eukaryota, Metazoa, Chordata, Actinopteri, Siluriformes, Pangasiidae. The record is from RefSeq and is a predicted model, not a curated record.
AAGGCAGGGUUUAAUGGGGAGCACAGAGAGCAUUUUGUCUGAAACUGAUUGCGGGAAUGUUGCUGUUCAACUUAUUUAACUGAGUUUCUAUAAUAUUUAAAGGAAUAUCUUGACUUGUAUGUAUCACUGCGAGAGGAAAGAGAAAGUUACAGACUUCUGGGCUGUUAAUAAUCCAUAAAACCUGAAGUAGGCUUAUUAUACUGCAAACUUUCUGCAGCCCAGUUAUGAAUUCUUUACCACCUAUACGGGAAGACAGGAUCAUCCAUGAGCUCCCACUGUAUUUCACAAGAGAGGCUGCAGUGCACACCAAAACAGACUUCCAUGUUACUGUGCAAAAUGCAUGUCAGAGGGCAGACUCACUAAGAUUCACCGUAGCCAAGGUCAUAAUUGUGGGUGAUGUCGCUGUAGGGAAAACAAGUUUGAUCAACAGGUUUUGCAGGGACACUUAUGAGAAAGGCUACAAAGCCACCAUCGGAGUGGACUUUGAGAUGGAGAGGUUUGAAAUCCUGGGAGUGCCUUUUAGUCUGCAGCUGUGGGAUACUGCAGGUCAGGAGAGGUUUAAAUGUGUUGCUUCUACCUACUAUAGAGGAGCUCAAGCCAUCAUAGUGGUGUUUGACUUAAGCAACUACUAUUCCCUGGACCAUGCAAGGCAGUGGCUUGAAGAUGCCAUGAUAGACAACGAUCCUUCCAGUGUGCUGCUCUUCCUCGUAGGGACGAAGAAAGAUCUGAGUCAUCCAGAUGUGUUGGCUCAAAUGGAGCAAGAAGCCAUCAAGUUAUCAGAGGAGAUAAGAGCCGAGUACUGGGCCGUGUCCGCUCUGUCAGGAGAGAGUGUGAGGGAAUUCUUUCUCCGGGUUGCAUCGCUGACCUUUGAGGCGCGUGUAUUAGCUGAACUGGAGAGGAACAAUAAUAAACAACUGGACGGUAUUGUUAAAAUCACGGAUCACGAUGAAACAUCAAAGAAGAAGCAUGCAAACUGCUGUAGCUAAGCGAACUGAGAAGCAGGACCCAUGUGUGUGUGUGUGUGAACAUCUCAGGACAGAGACGGAGACCCAGAUUAACACAGUGUGACUACAGACUGCAGUGUUAGACACAAUCUCCAGCUCUACUGAACCGAGUGACCCUGUUGAGCUGCUAAUCCUGAAGCUGUAGUCUAUGAGCAGAGUUUUAGGUGUUCUUUUCCACAACAAAGGACUCUUGCCAAGAAAAUCACCUGAAAUAUUUUGCUGAGUUUUGCCACACUGCUGUGCAGGGACAUAGAAAUUUUAAGUUGCUUUAUUUAAUAAAAAGCAAUUUUGUCAUUUGAGUACAUUUGCACUAAAGAAAACCUGUUUUGCAAAGAGAAAAAUGUCCCUCAGUCUGCAUUUGAAUCAAUAUUAUAUUAUAUAUAAAUUAUACUAUAUACA